AUGAACAGUGCUCACAAGCGCGAGUGCCCUGCCGGCAGCUUCUGGUGCCUGGACGGCUCCCGGUGCGUCUCGUCGGCGCGCCGGUGCGACGGCACGGUGCAGUGCGGCGACGCCAGCGACGAGGCGGGCUGCGGCUGCCCCAGCCGCCUCGAGCAGGAGCGCGUCUGCGACGGCGUCGUCGACUGCCCGCACGGCGAGGACGAGCUCGGCUGCUUCGGCUGCAGUCACGACGAACUGAGCUGCGAGGAGCGCUGCGUGCCGAUGGAGCGGCGCUGCGACGGACACAGGGACUGCCCCAGCGGCGCCGACGAGACGCAGUGCCUCCUCAUAGCGGAGCCCGCCCGCUACAACCAGACGUUGAUGGUGUCGUACAACAGCGGCUUCCUGCACCGCAACUGGCGCGGCACCUGGUACCUGGUCUGCACGGCGGAGCUCGAGUGGGCCAAGCGCGCCUGCGAGGAGGAGGUGGGCGUGCUCACCAGCAAUCCUGACGUGCUGCUACUGAACCUGCCGGAGGGGGCGAGAGAGGGCGGCGAGCGGCGUCCGCUGUUCCUGGUACCGUCGUCGACGUCGCCGUCGGGCGCAGUGGUGCGCCAUCUGUGCAUGGGCGUCCACUCCGUGGCCACCUACGUCACGUGCCCGCCGCCCGCCUGCGGCUCGCGCCGGCUUGACGGCGACGGUGUGGAGAGGGAUAAGGAGGGUCCGGAGGACGAGAGCGCCUACCUGGAGGGGGAGGGGGAGGAGGAGGAGGAGGCUCGCGUGGUGGGCGGCACGCCGAGUCGGCCGCGCGCCUGGCCCUGGGCGCUGGCCGUGUACCGCGACGGCAGCUUCCACUGCGGCGCCACGCUCAUACACCCCGCCUGGGCGCUUUCCGCCGCACACUGCGUCGACAGCUACGAGCGGCACUUCUACGAGGUGCAGGCGGGCAUGCUGCGGCGCUUCUCGUUCUCGCCGCACGAGCAGACGGCGCGCGUGUCGGCGGUGGUGGUGCACCCGCGGUACGCGCGCCGCACCAUGACCAGCGACCUGUCGCUGCUGCGGCUCGAGCCCGCGCUGCGCCUCAGCCGCUGGGUGCGGCCCGCCUGCCUGCCGCGGCCGCCCGCGCCCGCCCACGCCCUCGGCCACGCCCACGCCCACGCCGCCGGCUGGCCGCUGCCCGGCACCUCCUGCACCGUCGUCGGCUGGGGCGCCACGCGCGAGCACGGGCCCGACCCGGACCACCUGCGCGAGGUGAUGGUGCCGGUGCUGGAGCGCUGCACACACGCGGAGGACGAGCGCGGCGGCGAGCUGUGCGCGGGGCUGCGGCAGGGCGGCCGCGACGCCUGCCAGGGCGACAGCGGGGGGCCGCUGCUCUGCAGGAGCCCGGAGGACCCUCGACGCUGGUACGUGGGCGGCGUCGUGAGCCACGGCGAGGGCUGCGCCAGGCCCGGAGAGCCGGGCGCCUACACCAGGGUCGCCUCCUACCUCUCCUGGAUCACCGAGAACACAGAGGACUGGCGGCUGCCGGCCACACGGCCGCUGCAGCAGUGCCCCGGGAUGACGUGCCAGCUGGGCUCGGGCACCUGCCUGCCGAUGCACCAGCGCUGCGAUCGCGUCGUCGACUGCCUGGCCGCCGAGGACGAACUGGGCUGCUCGGCAGUCAACCAGCAGGCCGUGGAACUGGCGCGUGCAGAUCUUGACAUCACAGACCUCCGCCAGCUCAAGGCGGCGCGUGCCCGAGCCAACCACACGCACUCGGCAGCUCGUGCUGCCUCCGACGGAACAACACCAUCUUUGAUCAGCGAAUACGACUGCAUUAACCACAGUGUUGCCACUACUGUUCCAUCAAAAACCAACCAGUCAAGAGAAGUCUCACAAGUAGAAAAAAUGGAUACUGAUGUUGUUUCGCAGUCUCGGAUAUCUUUCGUUUCCACAGUCUCUCCUUCCAUCACUAGUUAUUCCACAGAUGUUACAGAUGAAUCUACAUAUCUGACUGGCAGUCUCACUGAGACUACAUCUGUGAUGGAUGCCCCGAAAGUACAGGCUAUGAUGAAAGGACUAGGUGAAAAAUUCCAGUUUGACCACACUCCAGAAAAGGUUUUCUCUUAUACUGCUUCACAGAAAGAAGGGAUCACAACUGUUGGGCAUCAUUCCACAAUAAGAACAUCAAGCUCUAUUACAGUAAACAAUAUGGCUCAAAGUACAAUAGAGCCAAGUCAAACACUUGGGACUGAUGAGUCAGCAGCUAGUGUUUCAGCAUUGGAAGUAACUACUGCAAAAGUACUACAAUAUUCCGAGAGUGGAGAACUGUAUUCCAUGUCAACAGUAAGAGACCAACAGACUAGUGAGGGUCAGCCUUCAACAACUACAGCAGAUGUGUUUGCAUAUACAGAAGGGGAUCAAUCAGAGAUAAACAGAACUAUCGAAGCAAAUGAGGAAGGAAAUUUAGAUUCCACGACUGAUGUUACUGCUACAACAGAAACAUCGCCUGACAUUCUACUACUGUCAGCUUCCAAUGAUGUAACUUUGCACGAGUCAUCUUACUCAAUGAAUGGAAGUGUAACUGAAUCAGGAAUAAGCCUGUCGUAUACAGAAAACGAAAGUGGACAUUCUGCAACAUCUCAUAUACUUUCAGAUAGCCAAUUAGAAGAAACUGCUCUGCUUUCAACACCUGGCAGCCAAUUAAAAGAAACUGCGCCACGUUCAACAACUGACAGGCAACUAGAAGCAACUGUUCUGCUUUCAAUAACUGAUAGCAUAGAAUUAAUUUCCUCUGUGAACACAGGAGCAACACUGAGCUUUGACCAUACUACUUUAGGCCCGACUGUGUCUGAUUUCUCUACAACUGAAUCAAGUACACCAUUUGUAGAUGUUUCUGGCUCUGUCCCAUAUCCAGAAAGUGCAAUAACUGAGACUCCUGAAACAUAUGAGACUACUUCAAGCGAACUACCUGUCACUAGUGCACACACACAUGACAGUUCUACAGACUACACAUACCAAUGGACGACAGAUUCUCAAGAUUUCGUUUCAAAAAUGACGAUUUCAUCUUCUGAAAGCAAUACAGAAAGCACAGCAGUAAGCACAACUGACCUCCAGUCUACAAUAACAGACACUGAAAAGGCUGUAUCAUCUGACCACACUUCAUCAGAGGAUCUCUUGUCCAGUACUGAAGGUAGUGACACAGGAACUAAGUCAAGUCCAAUGCCUAGCAUAAAACCUAUAUCCUCAGAGACAUUAUUUGAAAAUUACAAUAUUACAAAUUUUAGCACAACAAAUGAAGAUUCUUAUAAUGUGUCAAGCACAUCUGACAACCAAUAUUCAGAAAUUAGUAUUCUAGAGACAUCAGAAUCAAUGACAGAAUACGAAUCUGGAGAAACAGAAGUAACAACUGAAUUGUUUUUAAAUAUGAUGGCUUACAAUGUUGUUGUUAAUGAAUCAACAGUAACCUCUGAAAUGUUUCAAGAAACAUCUACAUUAGAUAAUGAGAUGUUGCAUAUUUCUGGCUUUGCUUCCACAGACAGUUCAAAAAAUACUUGGAUGACUACAUCUGAUGUGAGCAGUUACAGUACAACUUCAGAGUUUCCAAGCACUAUCACAACAAUGUCGUUUCACAGCAAACACAUUGGUGAAAUAAUUCCAGAAACUGAACACGAACAGCAGUUUCACAACAUAUCUGCUGCAGGCAUUCGACCAGACUCUCAGCAACUCUUGCCAGAGCACAGUGACUGGAUAAUGUCAAGUACUUUCAGUAUCCCAACCACCUUUCCUGAUUCUGCUUUAUUCACAUCUGCUGUUCCAAUGGAAGACAGAAAAAUAACUGCUGAAGCUGUAUCUAAUAGUGCACUGAACAUCAGUGAAACUGAAAUGAACUUACAUCAAAGUAUACCAGUCACCAUAUCAACACCAUCAGGUCAAGAGACUGCCUCAGACAUAUGGUAUGACUCAAGUGCUGUAGCUCCUCUUUUGUCUACCACAGAUGUUUCUUAUGGCACUGGUGACCCAUAUGUCUCUACAGUUAAAAGAGAACAUGAAUCAUCUUCAGAGAGUGUAUUGUCAAACAUGACCACCAAAAUGUUGGUACUAUCAGAAAGUAGUACUGAAAUGUUCCCAGUCAGUACCACACACAUCUCUGUGGAAAGUACUCAGUCAGAGUCUGUGGAAAUUAUAGAUCAUGGUAUGCCACAUAAGAUGUUUUCUACAUCUGAAACAAAUGUGGGGACUUCUCACAUGACAAUGCCUCCUUACCUAUUAGGACAAACACAUCCACAUGAGAUGUUUGGACUGGAGCUGCCUCCAGACAUUACAACAAUCAACACAGAACUAGAAAUGGCAAAGGGACAGAUCUUUCACUGUAAGCGGCUGCAACAGAAGGUGCCUGCAUCAGCUCGAUGUGAUGGAUGGCCUCAGUGUGAAGACGCCAGUGAUGAAACAGAUUGUUCUUGCAAAGAGAGACUUCUUCACAAUCAUCCAAAGGUUCUCUGUGAUGGCUUUGUUGACUGUGAAGAUGGUAGUGAUGAGGAAGACUGUGAACUGUGCAGCACGGGUAAAUCAAUGUGUGUAAGAAGUGAAAAAUGUAUUAAUGAAACUCAAAUAUGUGACCAGCAUGUGGACUGUUACUUCAGUGAAGAUGAGAAGGAUUGCUUUGCAUUGAUCAAUGGAACUGCAGUAGAGCCUGAUUAUAAACAUCAAAUUCCACUGAACCAAGAGGGAAUACUGAGCUAUCGUAUUGGGUCAAUGUGGAGGCCUCUUUGUUCUCAUAAUGUCAGUGAUGCCUUUUCACGUGCCACUGACAUCUGUCACUAUCUUGGAUUCAGUGGCUAUGAACACUACCAGCAGGUUCCUGUUGUGGAUGCUCCUGUGGCUGUCAGUUAUUCAUCUUUACAGCACUUUGAUGUGACACCUGCAGAUUCUAUGUGCCAGGGCCUCAGAGUGCGCUGUGCGCCUUACCUUAGUUCCCCUCUCAAGGCUCUUAGUCUCCCAUCUCUGGAUCAUGAGGGCUAUGCCUGGCCUUGGCUGGCAGUUAUCUACCGCAGAGGAAAGGAGCCUCUUGCUGCUGGUGUUCUAAUUACUGAUGAAUGGGUGGUCACAGCUGCAACUCCUAAUCCCAGCCUUCUUUCAGUGGAUCAAGGCCUAGGAGUGCUAAUGGGCUGUCCAAGGCCAGAACUGAAUGUCCAGGGACCAAAUGAACAGACAAGCAUAAUUGAUUCUGUGAUUGACUUAGGCACUCAUACCAUGUUUCACAUGAGGCAGCCAGCCAAUCUUACGAAACAUGUACAUCCUCUCCAACUGCCCGACUUAUACGUGAACAGGGAGAUGAAGUACACUACUUCAGAAUCAUGUGUGCUGGUCACAGUUGACAAAAAAGGCAAAGUAUGCUCCACAUUUCUGAAGCUUCAUAGCAAAUGUGACAAAGCUAACAUACUUUGUUUCACAUGGGAGAAUGCUACAACAGCUCCAUGCCACGAUGCUGAAUGCAAUGGUGUAGUAGUGUGCCGGAUGAAUGGUAAAUGGGAACCCACAGCAAUUUUCAAUGGCACAUGCAAAUUCGAUGGACUGCUGAUGCUGCCGAUUUUGGAUUUAUUUUUCUUACGUGACAUUACUGAAAAAAGUCAGGAUUUUAAUACAAAGGCAUCGAACUGUGAUGGAGUACUCUCUCCACUGGGUUCCUGUGUACCACUCCCUAAAUUGUGUGAUGGGAAGGAAGAUUGUAGAGCUGCAUGGGAUGAAACUUCAGCAGCAUGUAGCCUGAAAGAAUCUAUCUGUAUCAAGCCACCUUGUGCUACCAGAUAUCUAGCAAAUAUAUCUGGUGCACUGCCAGAUCACUGUGUCCUGCUGUCACAGAGUUGCCAUGAAGACAAUACAUACUGCUGGCACCCUCGUUGUGGUUGCAAACCUUGGGAGUUUAGCUGCCGAUCAGGAGGUGGUUGUGUGGAAAAGGCUGCUUUUUGUGAUGGCAACUGGGAUUGCUCAGAUGGAUCUGAUGAACGAGGCUGUAGCUGCAGAGAUUUUCUGCAGCUGUCUAGGCCAUAUCAAGUAUGUGAUGGGCAUAGGAACUGCCUCGAUAAAGGAGAUGAACGAGACUGUGGAUGUGGAAACCCCAACAGUUAUCACUGUCGAAGCAAACCAAAUAUGUGUAUUCCAAAUGACCAUUUAUGUGAUGGUGAACCAGACUGUCCAAUGAUGGAUGACGAAGAAUCUUGUGUUGGCAUUCACUCCAAGGAUAAGGGUUACAAAAUCUCAGGUGGCAGAGUAUCUGUGCGUGUCUUUGGUGCGUGGCAUACACUGUGUCUGGCAAACCAUGAGCCACCCUACGAGCUGGCCAGACAACUCUGCUUACAGUUAAAUGAAGUCACAGACAAUGAGGAUGUGGAGCUCAGCAACAUAGCAUCACAACCACAGCCGACAUGUGCUUCUUUCUCUGAAGUGAGGCUUGGACGAGCAACACUAGUGUUAAGGCCAGGUCCAGGAUCACUUAUUACAUGGAACAUGGCAAGCAACUGCACAGCUGUUGACAUUAAGUGUCUAUAGUGACGUGGCCAUCCUGUAUACAAACGAAGAUGACUAUUCAUAGCUGUGAGCACUGAUGCAGCCCAUAAAAACAUUUCACCUCAUUAAUUAAUAAUCGGGCAAGUGCUACAGAACUCCUCCGUACAUCUUCAAACAGAAGUACCAAAAAAGACUGAAAUGUGUUUUACAGUAACAUUACCUGCAUCAUCAAAUUUUGCCAAUAAUGGCUGAAACCAUCUUUGAUACACAUAGUUACAUGUUCAUAUACUUUGCAUAUAAGAACUGUUCCAUAUUCAUUUUUGACCUCAUUAUGAUAAUGGGGAAAGUUAGUCAGUUUUCUGCAGUGCUUCUUAUUUAUAGCCCUACUUCUAACUGGUAGAGCAACUGCUACAUAGUAUAUAUAUCUU
Molecule: messenger RNA, 6893 nt
Organism: Schistocerca americana (American grasshopper)
Lineage: Eukaryota; Metazoa; Arthropoda; Insecta; Orthoptera; Acrididae
Gene: ndl
Product: serine protease nudel
Exons: 22
Coding region: 1-6507 (2168 amino acids)
Biological process (GO): proteolysis
Cellular component (GO): plasma membrane
Molecular function (GO): serine-type endopeptidase activity; protein binding
Source: RefSeq, a predicted model, not a curated record